AUUAUUUAUUUCAAUAGUCUAGGAAGUCAAAAAUGACCUGAACUGAAUGAAAAGAAUAAAAAGGUCAAGGACCUUGACUCCUCCCACCUGGCACGACCAUCCUAAUGUUACUCUUUAUACUGAAACAGUUAAUGGUAAAAUGUCUGCCCUUUGAAUUUAUACGAUAACAAAAAACAAGAAAUCUUACCCUCAAUAUGUUCAGAGAAAACAAUUUUGACUGGAACUCCCAUAACCAACAAAUAGUCCGCCAGGGAACCCAAAUAUUGGAACAAACUGGGCAAAGUAUUAAUAGAGCAGAACAGAUAGCGAUAGAGACAGAAACUAUAGGCACAGAAGUGGUUUCCGAGCUGGAGUCCCAAAGGGAGACCCUCUUAAGAACCAGAGGUCGUCUAGAAGACGCCAAUAGUCAACUGGACAGUGCCCGCUCAGUGAUAACAAAAAUGAGUCGCAAUAUAGUUUAUAACAAACUGAUUCUUAUAUUGAUAAUUAUUUUAGAGGGGGCGAUAUUGAUUAGUUAUGCUUAUAUUAAGUUUUUUAAGCCUAAAAAGUGACUUUCUUAUAAAUAAUUAAGGUAAAAAAAAUUAAACAAAUAUAUUAAACAACUUAAAUAUGUAUUAUUAAAUAAUUUAUUUUUACAAAA
Anthonomus grandis grandis is the source of this 640-nucleotide messenger RNA. RefSeq lists its product as uncharacterized. The record is from RefSeq and is a predicted model, not a curated record. Lineage: Eukaryota; Metazoa; Arthropoda; Insecta; Coleoptera; Curculionidae. Gene Ontology annotation, biological process: Golgi to vacuole transport; vesicle fusion with Golgi apparatus; intra-Golgi vesicle-mediated transport. Gene Ontology annotation, molecular function: SNARE binding; SNAP receptor activity. Bases 195 to 551 code for a protein of 118 amino acids. Gene Ontology annotation, cellular component: late endosome membrane; SNARE complex; endoplasmic reticulum membrane. The transcript is spliced from 2 exons.